AUGGAAAGAGUAUUCAAGAUGGCGGAAAGUGAAGGUGACGAUCUUGAUCCGGCUAACGAAAACCCAAAAAAUAAUGAGUUAAACAACGAUUCAAGUAAUGGUGAAGUGUUUAAAUGUUGUGGAAAAAGAGCUACUACCAUAGUAUGCAAAGUGUGUUCAGCGUUAUUUCACUUUAGCUGUGCAAACAGAGCUAACAAAAUUAGAAGGUUAGAAGCCAAUUUCUGUAUUUGUUUGGAAUGUGAAGAUCAUUCGACAAAAAAUGGUCAAAGUUCCGAUGCAAUUUCGUACUUCAAGCAACAGAUCAGCUAUCUAACAAAUGAGGUAACCCUAAAAAACCGUAUUAUAAAAGAGUUGGAAGAAAAAAAUGGAAUAUUGGUUGAAAAUAACAUCGUUCUGAAAGAAAACAAUGGUCUAUUGGUGGAAAAAAUCCAAAGAAUUCUCUACGACGAGAUAAACAAAGUAAAAAAAACAGACCUUCAAAACAAAAAAGACCUUCAUAAUAACGAAAAUAUCCCAAUGCCACAAAAAGGACUUGGCAACGCUGUUAAUCAACAACCCGAUACCGCCGAAGAUAAUCAAUUGAACAAAGUGUCCACUACUCCCACCUACUCCAGAGUAGUUAAAGCUGCACAGGGCCGCCAGAAUCUGCGCAUUUCCAUUCCUGCCAAGCGAAGCGGCAAUAUUAAUCCAAACAACCAACAAUCAGCUGGUUCUGACAUAUCGAGUUCCCAAAAAAAGCAAAACAAACAGUCCGCGAAUACAAAUAAAGAAUUAUCGAAGUCGCCUAUUAUUAUUUUUAGCGAUAACGAAGACAAACAACAGGAUGGUUUUGUGUUCCCGAGAAAAAUGUUUAAGAAAAAGCGGCUUGGAAAAGCUCAACCUACUCAAGAAGGGAAUUUUGUCGGUGGGGACCGCAAGGUAUGGCUCUAUCUGUACAGAGUUAAGAGAGAGUGCACUGAAACCGACAUUAUUACUUACAUAAAAACUCAACCAGGCUUUACCGAUCUACCAGUCACUGUUCGUGAAAUACCAUCUGAGCAGAACAAACUAAAGUGCUUUGUGGUCACAGCCCCAUUACAAAAAAAGGACCAAAUGUAUGACCCAGAAUUUUGGCCACAAUUUGUUGGGGUGAUUUUUUACCCAAAAACUAAAUAA
This is a messenger RNA of Ceutorhynchus assimilis (cabbage seed weevil), 1155 nucleotides long. The record is from the annotation of a GenBank genome assembly. NCBI's taxonomy places the organism in Eukaryota, Metazoa, Arthropoda, Insecta, Coleoptera, Curculionidae.